Messenger RNA from Cricetulus griseus (Chinese hamster), 1695 nucleotides. Lineage: Eukaryota; Metazoa; Chordata; Mammalia; Rodentia; Cricetidae. The record is from RefSeq and is a predicted model, not a curated record.
ACUAGCAGAAUGCUGAACGAUUUCCAAACUCCAGCUUUAGGCGGGGUGAAAGGCAAGAACCCCAUGUGAUUAUUCAAAAAUACAGAAGGAGGGACGAAUGUGUGGUAAGACUAGCAUUUUGGAAAAAUAUAGCUAAGUAAAGCAGAAACCAGCAGCCACCAGUGUUUCCAGUCUCUUCAGCAUCAGGAGGAUGGAAGAAAGAACAACAUUGGCUCCACAUAAGAUGGAGAUUUCAUUAGUCCUACUGUUCCUGGGCCACCUAAUGGUGCUCACCCACGGCCAUCCCAUCCUAAAAGCACCAGAGACUGUGAUAGGGACCUGGAAAAGGGAUUUGACACUUCCCUGCAUCUAUGUUCCCCUGAGAGGCUACAGUCAAGUUUUGGUGAAAUGGCUGGUACAGCGUGGAUCUGACCCAGUCACCAUCUUCCUACGGGACUCCUCAGGAGACCAUAUCCAGCAGGCAAAGUACAGAGGCCGCCUAAAAGUGAGCCACAAGAUUCCAGGGGAUGUGUCUCUCCAACUGAAUGUCCUACAGAUGGAUGAUAGGAGUCACUACACAUGUGAGGUCACCUGGCAGACCCCUGAUGGAAACCAAGUGAUGAGAUACAAGAUUAUUGAGCUCCGUGUCCAGAAAUACUCCUCCAAUCCACGUAUAAUCAAUACUGAACCACUUCCAACCGUGCAAUCCUCUUUGGAAGCAGUGACUAGCAUGAAAUCAACGUGUGACUGGACCACUACGGUGAGUGGAAAACUUGAAGAGACCACAGCUGCCUCAGUGAAUGGAAAACGUGAGAGGGCCACACCUGACCCAGUGAAUGAGAAAACCAUUGCUGGCCCAAGAAAGAACCUGACAAUCUCUGCCAUCAUCUGCAUCGCCGCCCUUUGCUGCAUAGCGGUUGUCACCAUGGCUUAUGUCAUGUUCUGCUGCAAAACAUUCCAACAAGAGCAUGUCUAUGAAGUGAGCAGGGUGUGUGCCAGGGAAACCAGCAACUCUGAAGAAACAACCUUCGCAAAUGGGUACUUCAAUGUUGCACCAGAUUCCCAUGCUCUGGUCAAUGAGUAUUCUGAUGAGCCCUGCCUGGAACAGGAGUACCAAACCACCAUCCAGUCAACAAUGACUAUUCCUGCCUGCUGCACACAGUUCCCAGAAACUCUGAAGUACUUGCUACUGAAGACAAUAGCAUCUGCUAAAAUGUCCCACUAAGUGAAGGUCUACUAACAUAAUUGCCUAUGACUUAAUCUAUUCUUGCCUUCAGUGUAGCUUUCUUUCUUGCUUCCUUUAUUCCUAGAUAACCUAAAGUAUCAACUCUGACAGUGUUGGGGCCACCAGGAAAUCCUGGUUUGGCUAAGAAUUUACUUAUACACCUCAAGAAAUCUUGCUUCUGGGUUUAGCCUUGGACCCUUCUAUGUUCUAGCCUAGGGCCUCCACAACUCCUGUGCAAACACCAGAGAAAUUCCCAUAGCAUUAGAGUUUUUUCUUCAUGUCUCAAGGCAUCACCAGAAAAUCAGAUGAGGCUCAGUCUUACCAACUCAAACAAUCAUCUAUGUCCAUCAUUGCAUCUCUUUCUCUGUGGGGAAGGGUACUUUUGAUUAAUACUGCUAAAUCACAGGUCAAGGUAGAGUUCUGUUCCUACACCAUGAAUCUAAUGCUCCUGUAUUGUUUUAGUGUUAAUAAUAAUAAAUGUUUAAACAUGA